Molecule: messenger RNA, 840 nt
Organism: Ipomoea triloba (trilobed morning glory)
Lineage: Eukaryota; Viridiplantae; Streptophyta; Magnoliopsida; Solanales; Convolvulaceae
Exons: 2
Coding region: 49-666 (205 amino acids)
Source: RefSeq, a predicted model, not a curated record
AUUAUUAUCUCUUUUGGCCACACUUAAAUAACUCAUCUAUCUAAUAACAUGGCCACCGCCACUACUGCCCUUCCCUCUAUCCUCCUUAUUCUUGCCUUGGCAUUCACGGUUGCUACUACGGUUGUUGCUAACCAUCCAUCUCCUCCUCCCUCUGCUGAAGCCAUACUUAUGAAGAAAUGCAGUGAAGUCCUCGGCUCGCGUCGCCCUCUUGUUGUCAGAUUUUGUGCUCACGAUUUUCUCGGUCAUAGAGCUGCCUUGCUCGCUACCUGCGAUAGGAGAAAAACGGUGGCGGUUGUCAUAAAGGAAGUCCACAACAAAGCUAAAGCUGUUGAGGCUUUGGAGAAAAAGAUAAAUUCUGAUAAGUCUUUAAGCAUAAAAGAUGCCCAAGACUUGAAGAGUUGUUGGGCAAUUACAAAUAAGGUGGUUAGUUCACUCGCGAAUGUUUUUAUCAAUAGUUCAGUGGAGAAGCCUUCCACGGAAUCUAUUAUGAUGUUGAAAAGGGCCCUGCCUGGAGAUGUAGCUAAGACAAAGGAGAAAUGUGAUUACACCGUUCCUGGAAGACAAAAAGGUUUGUGGUUAGAAUUACGAAUCAAGGAAUUGGAAUCUAUAUCAGCUGAUAUAGUGGCGUCGGCGUUUGUGGAUCACCUCUAUAGUACUACCCACUAAUUUAAUAGUGUGCGCUUUGUGAGAAAAAGAGUAAUUAUAAUAGGAAACCAGGUGAAAAUGAUUCUGUUCAUUUCCUAAAUAUGGGAUUGAUUACCAUCAUAUUUGUUUAUUCUUGAUCUAUCAGUGGAGAAUGGAGAUAAAUAGAUUACAUUAUCUUAAUAUUUUGAUCAUAAA